ACGAACGCGAACUGCAAGAGAGGCAGACUCCGGAGGGAGGAUUCGGGGAAAGGGGAUUCAUCACAUACCGCCAUCAUAACAUCAUAUCAUAGUAACAGGAUGUGGGUCGAACCCUGUGUGCGGAUUCGAGGCCUACCGCAGCCCUUUGGCCAAAGGCGUGGUGUACUACAUCCGGCCGGACGGUAGAGCACCUCUACGCUGUCAGCGGUGUUCAGGGCGGCCCCGUGGCUAGGGACCAUUUUGAUACGGACUAGGCUUUCGACAUGACCCUUCUCACAAUGUGCGUGAAAUGGCGGUUCUCGCGAGGGUUCGGUUUCAGAUGUUUGGACGGUGGUUUUGGUGAGGUGGUGAAUCGGGUGGAGGACGAGUUCUUCCGCGGAGCCAACUGUUUAAAGGCUCCAUGCCUGUCUGGUGCGUGUCCGCUAUUGGGUACGGUGUUGUCCUUAUUUUGACGAGUACAAAUGGGGUGCCAUAGCGCACAGUACAGGUACUCGAACGGCCCAGCCUACCGUACCCGUACAUCUGCGCUGUAUUAUAGAUGACUGGGUACGGUGGACAGAACCUUAUCCUGACGCCGAACAUGCAAGCUAUGGUGCCCCUUCCAGUCGGAAGCUCCAUAACAUCGUACGGUGCGGCACCUAGAGAUGCCCUUCGCGUGCCCAUUGGAAAAGGGUAGAGUAAACGUGAAACCGUGCCUUAACUAGCGUGGCAUCUUGCUGUUCUUUUCUUCCCCCGUCGGCUCAUCCCUUACUCCAUCACCGGGCGCGAAAUAAAGUAUCAUACUAGUGGCGUGGGAUAAAAAAACCCCCCCCGCCCGUGAAAGAAAAAGGGGGAAACGAUAUGAUACCUUCCAUCAAGAGAUCAAGAGGGGGCGUGCGAUCACGUGCCGAAUCCCGUCUCGCCCAUUCUCAGCACUGGUGAAGCGACCGAGAGUGCUAUGUGCUUUUUCGGAGGUAAGCAGGCCCGUGUGGCUAUACAUAGCCACAGGAGGGGGUGGAUGGAAAAUUCGAUUACUGCGGAGCAUUCGCGCGAGUUCCGUGCUGCACAAUGAGCUCAUCAUCCACCCUUGGACUGGACUACGAGUAAUAGUGUAUGAGGGCGCUUGCGGAACAGGCCGUCGGUAACUCGGGGCCCCCCGACAGAUUUUUCAAACUCACUAGAAUCCAGUACCGCAUUUAUUUUUGGAAUGGUUUGGGCUAGUGAGGCAAGCGCGCGAGCGCGCUUGUAGCGGUUGAUGCAGUAGUUUCCCUCCUUCGAGGGAGUGUCCCC
Tuber aestivum (summer truffle) is the source of this 1269-nucleotide messenger RNA. The record is from the annotation of a GenBank genome assembly. Lineage: Eukaryota; Fungi; Ascomycota; Pezizomycetes; Pezizales; Tuberaceae.